Paramecium sonneborni is the source of this 450-nucleotide messenger RNA. The record is from the annotation of a GenBank genome assembly. Lineage: Eukaryota; Ciliophora; Oligohymenophorea; Peniculida; Parameciidae.
AUGUCAUUUAAAGUGUUUUUGGGAGAGCAUCAUAAAGAGGCUUCCUUGAAUUGCUCACUGUUAAAGCUAUUUAAACAUCAACAAAAUUUUGUUAAUAGUUCUACUAUUGCACAUUAAAUUUAAUUAACUGUUACAGAAUAUAUUGAUUAAAUUGCUACCAUUUUCAAUUAUUUUAAAAAUGUUGUACAAUAAGUUAUUAAAAGUGUCGAUUUACUUCUUAGAAAGAAUUUCAUCACUCAAUUAAAAUUGGUUUCUAAAUAUCACAUCGCAGAACCUGAAAAAGAAUCCAUUCAAAAUUAUAUGUAUGAAUAUUAUGGAGUAACUGCACCUUUUAUCAUCCUAUGUAAAAUAAUUUUGCUUGCGAAGAAACAUAACCAGGUUAAGAUUAUUGCAUUCAUAAAUUAAUAAUUGGAACAUAAACAGGAGACAAUGAGAUUAAAUCUUUAAUGA